Molecule: messenger RNA, 1836 nt
Organism: Nanorana parkeri
Lineage: Eukaryota; Metazoa; Chordata; Amphibia; Anura; Dicroglossidae
Product: uromodulin-like
Exons: 10
Coding region: 1-1836 (611 amino acids)
Biological process (GO): neutrophil migration
Cellular component (GO): cell surface; apical plasma membrane
Molecular function (GO): calcium ion binding
Source: RefSeq, a predicted model, not a curated record
AUGGUAGUAUUUGAUGAAGUCCAUCGUAGUCAUUGGUCUCUAUCUCCACCUCCAGAGGCCUCAGGACACGAGGUGCAAGGGAAGCCUCUUCACGUGGUCAGUCUCCCCAUCAGCAUUCUUGAACCGCAGUCAGUUCACACCGGCUGCUAUCGCAAAGAGAAAGCUGAAGAAAGCUUUGGAAUGAUGGUGACAAUGAAUCUACUAUUCCUGGUAUUCAUAUCCUGUUCUGUGGUUGCAGCUACUUCAAACUGCUCGAAAUGCCACCCCGAAGCUACCUGUGCAGACUACUUUGGCUACCUCCAAUGUUCCUGCAAGGACGGGUUUAUAGGAGACGGCUUUAACUGCUCUGAUGUUGAUGAAUGCGCCUAUUACUGGUCAAAUAAUUGUGGUUAUUACACUUGUGUAAACACAUAUGGUUCAUACUACUGCAUGUGUCCAUCUGGCUACCGCAAUGACAGUGGAGCUGGAUGUGUUGAUGUAGAUGAGUGCUCUAACCCUGGACUUAACACCUGCACUGUAAAUGCCACAUGCACCAAUACCAUUGGCUCUUAUACAUGUGUGUGUGCCCCCGGAUACUUUGGGGAUGGCUUCUCCUGUGAAGUGGAUGAGUGUGCCCUUGGUGUUUGUGGUUCUGGUAUGGAAUGUUCUAAAUACUAUGGUUCCUAUUCUUGCUAUGAUCCAUGCCUCACAUACACUACACUUAAUGACCCAUGGAGAAGCACAUCCUAUGUAUAUUACUCGUAUUAUUUUUCUUACUAUUGGAAUUGUGACUCUGACAAGUUUGGAUGGUACCGAUUUGUGGGCAGUGGAGGCGUCAAAAUGCCGGAAUCCUGUGUUUUUUAUUAUUCAUGUGGCACAGCGGCUCCAAUGUGGCUCCAGGGAUCACAUCCCCUCAUCUCAGAUGGGAUUGUAAAUCGUACAGCCUGUGCUUACUUGAGGGGAGAUUGCUGCUCGUGGUCAACAACAGUGCAGAUUAAAUCUUGUCCGGAUAAUUACUACGUGUACAAAUUAAGCGGAACACCCGCUUGCAGUUUAGCUUACUGUACAGAUCCGUCCUCUGUCACUGAUGUCUGUGCAUGUGCAGAGACAGAACAAUGCUCCUUGGUUGAUGGGAAAUAUGGAUGUUACUGCAAAGAUGAAUAUAACAUUUCUGAUAUUUCAGAAAUACGCCCUAUACUGACCUGCGGAGCACAUGAAAUGAGGGUCUCAUUCCUAAAAUGUCAGCUAAAAAGUCAGGAUAUUGAUGCCAGUAAGCUAACCACUGCAAACAUCGGCUGUUAUACCCUUCAAGAUGAUAUUGUCAACGGAACGUACUCAAAAUCUACGACUCAUGCUACUUAUAUCAGCACAAUAGACAUUCUAUUAGGAUCCAGUAAUGAUUUGUUUAUACCACAGGAAGUGACCGUUCAAAUGAAAUGUUCUUAUCCUCUUAAUAUACAAGUUAGCCUGAACACUGCGAUGAAUCCCAUGGUGAGUUUCCAAGAUGCCAGCUACACUCUUCCCUAUGAAGCACCUGUAGUUGAGAUGUCAAGCAAAUCUUUUCUGUAUGUUGGUGUCACUCUCGAUGGGCCCGGAAAUUCCCCGUAUAUUGUAUUGAUGAAAAACUGUUUUGGGACCCCGACAAACAACAUAAAUGACACCAUAAAAUACCAUAUCAUCAAAGACAGCUGUCCUAUCAAGCAGGACUCAACCAUCAGUGUUCCCAUCAAUGGGGUUUCAAAUGAAGGUCGCUUUUCCUUGCAGCUGUUUAGGUUUAUCACCCGUUACAGCCAAAUCUACCUACACUGUGAGAUAAAUCUGUGUGAUCCCACGACAAACAUCUGCACUCCAGAAUGA